This is a messenger RNA of Corylus avellana, 1972 nucleotides long. It is a transcript of the gene EXO70A2, whose product is annotated as exocyst subunit exo70 family protein A2. Gene Ontology annotation, molecular function: phosphatidylinositol-4,5-bisphosphate binding. Gene Ontology annotation, cellular component: exocyst. NCBI's taxonomy places the organism in Eukaryota, Viridiplantae, Streptophyta, Magnoliopsida, Fagales, Betulaceae. Gene Ontology annotation, biological process: exocytosis. The record is from RefSeq and is a predicted model, not a curated record.
AAAAAAAUGGGGGUUCCACAGGCAAUGCAGGCCCUGAGCGAAAGAGCGGUGUUCAUGAGAGAGUCGCUGCAUAAGAGCCAGACGAUCACGGACAACAUGGUCGCCAUUCUCGGUUCCUUCGACCAUCGUCUCUCGGCCCUUGAAACAGCCAUGCGUCCCACUCAGGUACGUACGCAUUCGAUACGGAGGGCGCAUGAGAAUAUCGAUAAGACAUUGAAAGCUGCAGAUGUAAUAUUGGGACAAUUCGACCUCAUGCGCAAGGCAGAGGCUAAGAUACUCAGAGGCCCACAUGAGGACCUUGAAAGCUACCUAGAAGCAAUUGAUCAGCUGAGAAGCAUAGUUCGUUUUUUCAGCAGCAACAAAAGUUUUAAGAGCAGUGGUGGCAUCCUUAACCACACCAAUAACUUGCUUGCAAAAUCUAUCUCAAAACUUGAGGAUGAGUUCAAACAGCUGUUAACAAAUUACAGCAAGCCUGUGGAUCCUGAUCGUCUUUUUGAUUGUCUUCCCAACUCUCUACGGCCAUCAUCAGCAUCACCAGGUAACCAAGGUGAUGCUAGUAGCAGGACUCAUUCUGAGCACCAUAAAAGCUUAGAAACUGCUGUUUACACACCUCCAACUCUUAUUCCGCCUAGGGUUCUGCCACUUCUGCAUGAUUUAGCCCAACAAAUGCUUCAAGCUGGAAAUCAGCAACAGCUAUUUCGAACUUACAGGGAGACUCGAUCUUCAGUUAUGGAACAGAGUCUCAGAAAAUUAGGUGUGGAGAGACUUACUAAAGAUGAUGUCCAGAAAAUGCAGUGGGAGGUUUUGGAGGCUAAGAUUGGGAAUUGGAUACAUUACAUGCGGAUUGCUGUCAAACUGCUUUUUGCUGCGGAAAAGAAAGUAUGUGAUCAAAUAUUUGAUGGUGCUGAGAUUCUUAGGGAUCAGUGUUUUGCCGAAGUAACUACGAACAGUGUAGCUGUGCUUCUCAGUUUCGGAGAGGCUAUUGCCAAAAGCAAGAGAUCGCCUGAAAAAUUGUUUGUUCUUUUAGACAUGUAUGAGAUAAUGAGAGAACUUCAGUCAGAGAUUGAAACACUUUUCGGAACUAAAUAUUCUAUUGAAAUGCGGGAAUCUGCACUGAGUUUGACAAAGCGGCUAGCUCAGACAGCCCAAGAGACCUUUGGUGAUUUUGAAGAAGCGGUUGAAAAAGAUGCCACGAAAACUUCUGUACUUGAUGGAACUGUCCACCCCUUGACUAGCUAUGUGAUAAAUUACGUAAAGUUUCUAUUCGACUACCAAUCAACACUGAAGCAACUUUUUCAGGAGUUUGACCAUGCCGAUCCUGAAGCUCAGUUAGCAUCUGUAACUACAAGGAUUAUGCAGGCUCUCCAGAAUAACCUGGAUGGGAAAUCCAAGCAGUACAAAGAUUCUGCAUUGACACAAUUGUUUCUUAUGAACAACAUUCACUAUAUAGUGAGAUCGGUUCGAAGGUCAGAGGCAAAGGAUUUGUUGGGGGAUGACUGGGUGCAGAUACACCGUAGGAUUGUUCAGCAGCAUGCAAAUCAAUAUAAGAGAGUUUCUUGGGCAAAGAUUCUUCAGUGUCUCACCGUUCAGGGCUCUAGUUCAUCAGGCGGCGGUGGUCCAGUUGGAGGGGAGGGUAGUGGCAGCGGAGUUUCUAGAGCUUCAGUGAAAGAUAGGUUCAAGACCUUCAAUAGCCAAUUUGAAGAACUUCAUCAAAGGCAAUCUCAGUGGACAGUUCCCGACAGUGAGUUGCGCGAGUCUCUCAGGCUGGCUGUUGCUGAAGUCGUCUUGCCUGCUUUUAGAUCUUUCCUUAGACGUUUCGGGCCUAUGAUCGAGAAUGGGAAGAACCCUCAAAAGUACAUAAGAUACACCCCCGAAGAUCUUGAACGCAUGCUGAGUGAAUUUUUUGAGGGCAAGACCUGGAAUGAACAAAAGCGGUAAAUAGUUGAUAUGACAUCUCUUUUUUGGUUUAAGA